AUGAUGUAUCGGAAGGAACGAAAAGCAUAUUUUUAUCCUUUCAUGGUACAGAGACGGAGAUUCGUGUGGUCGUCGGAACGCCGCAAUCAAACAGUUACUGUUAUUGACUCAUUAUUCGAUGAAAUUGUGGCUAAAAAUUACAUGAAUAUAAAAAUUAUACCAGUGCGUCCUGAUACAGGGCGUAAUUUACAGGAAUCUGGUGAUGGUGAUGAUCAGUCGACAGCGCGCAGCGACAAAAGUGUCGAUUCAGAACUGCAUGUCGACCAUUGUGGUGAAACAGUAGCGCAAAGCUGUAAAAGCGAGGGACCGACAAAGCGUAGCGAUUACAAUAGCAAAACAACAACGUAUGGAUAUUGUAGUGCGGGAACGGCAGCACGUGGCGAUUGUGCUGAUGGAACGGCAGCACGCGGAGGUUUUAGUACUGGAGCAGCAGUAUGUGAAUAUUGUAGCAUGGGACCGACAGCACUUGGUGACUGUACUGAUGGAUCAGCAACAACGCGUGGGCAUUCUACUAGGGAACCGGCAACGCGUGGUGCCUGUAAUGGUGGAAAAGCAGUGCGUGGAUUCUGCAGCAGGGAAGUGGCAGCGCGUGGCCAGUGUAAUGGAGGGACAGUAGCGCGUGGGCACCAUAAUAUGGAACCGGCAGCAUGUGGCUAUGACGAUAAGCAAUCAGCAGUGCUUGGAGGGAGUUUCAAGAGACCAGCACUCUCUGCCAGUAAUGGUAAAGGAUCUUUAAUGCAUGACUGCAGUGUCAAGGAGCCGAUAAGGCAUUGCUUUAGUAGUGGAGAACCACCAGCAAUACUUCGAAUUGAUCAUACGGAAUCGACACAAGUCGAGCGUCGUACGGUUCCCAGGAGUUUGCUGCUGGACACGGAAGAACUGGCAAGACGGUGGUUGUCACCGCCAGCAGUCGAAGAUAUCUCAACUGUGGAAUGCAGUGCAACUGGUGCGAAACAUUUCCCAUUAUACAUAGGUUCAACCAGUGCUCCUUCUCUUCCCCAUCUCGUUUCGACUCUUCUGCCCACCUGA
Messenger RNA from Gongylonema pulchrum, 1029 nucleotides. NCBI's taxonomy places the organism in Eukaryota, Metazoa, Nematoda, Chromadorea, Rhabditida, Gongylonematidae. The record is from the annotation of a GenBank genome assembly.